GACAACCGGCGCUCUCCAGUUCCCAAUCUUCGUCACUUUUCUUCACUUGCGGAACAGCGAACCCGCGAAACUACCAGGAGCCCGCUUCCCAGGGGACUAACCAUCCGUUCCUUUCCCUUGCUUCCUCCCUUUUUUCUUCCUCUCUUCCUUCGUCGUCGUUACAUUUAUCAAUCGGGUGGUCGAUGGCUAGGCUGUUGCCGCGUUCACUCUCCUCUUUCCCGGUUCUGCAGACUUGCACGAUCCGACUGCGCCUCGAAUGUGUCCCCGGUGGCAGAGCGUUCCCGUCGCUGCCUUUUGUCUAGGUGUACGAACCGGUGGAUUUUCUCGCGGCUUUUGAGUCGUUUCCUUCACUCCUUUAAUUCGAAAUGCCCUUGGUCGCCUGAGGAGAGAAACGCGAGUUCAGAGAAGGUUUUUCCCUCGCCUUCUCGGGGUUGUGCGCCUUCUUUCCUAGCGAUCCCGCGACGCCCGCGCCCCCGGUGGCUAGAAGAAGCGCAAGGGUUCCUUUUUCGUGUUCUUUUGUCAUAUGUGUUUGCUUCUUCUUUUCUUUUUGGCUUCCCUUCCGGUCAAAUCGCAGAGGUUUCCAUCCUCAGUUUAAUCCAUUUCUGUGUUUCUCGCAAUCCCGACACUUCUUCUGGCCAUCUCAACCGUUCGUGCACGUCGGUUUUGUGUAGACUGCCCGAGUUCUUCAUUUUCCUUCUUUCCUCCUUUCUUCUUCCUGUCACUUUCUUCGUUUUCUCUUCUCUUCUCGCUGCGUCUCUCUCUCGCGCGUGCGUCCUCUCUUCCUUUUCUGAACUGUCCUGGGUGAGCAGUGUGAGGUCUCAGAAAGGUGGUCGCGAAUUUGUGCUUUUUUUACGGUUCACUUUGAGUCUAGGUUUCUCUCACGACACUUUCUCGCUCUCCCUUCCUUCUAUUUUUCUCUUUUUUUCACGAUUUCUUCUUUCGGUCGAGACCCCAGAGUUCGCAUCUGGAGACCUCUGCCCAGCUUUGGUGGACAUCGUUUCCCUUCCUUUCUCCGUUCAGCCGUUUUUCCUUUCCCUUCGACAGUCCCCGAACUCCUCUCUCUCUCUCAUGCCCCUCCGUCUUGCUCGCGGGUCCCUGAUUCUUGGAUUGCCUCCUUGAAAACGCAGGCUGUUUUUUCUGACGUUCUCUGCCUUCCACGUUGCCGACGCGCGGUUCACAGGUCACUCCUGGCAGAGCACCCGAGGCGUCGUCCACCUUCUCGUUCCUCCUUCUCAGGUGAACGCGCAUCGAGAGAUCCGAUCAGACCAUUUUGGUGGAGAUCUCUUUUGCGCGUUUCCUGUCAGCUGCGCGCGAGGUGUUGCGCUCCUCUGGAACCUUUUCUCUCGGCGAGAAGCGUCUGAUCUGGGGACUCUUUAACGCGAAUGUGCUCGUGACACGCUCGUUUCUCCGACGUUUCGAGUGAAGUGAGUUUCACACGUUUGCUCUCAAAGCGUCGAACCUCAGGCCUGAAGAAAUCUUUUUCCUCUCGAGGCUGAGACAAGAAUCGCGCGGCGUUCGCGGAACUCCGAAGCACACCGGGGCUCUUCAUUUUCGGGGAGAAGCGAGGAAAACGCCGACUUAGUCGGAAGGUUUAUUUUUCGCUGUCAACCCGAGGAACGAGGGCACCUCGUGUUCCAUGUCUACAGCAAGUUGAUCUCUUCAACCUGCAUGCAAGAGUUCUCCGCUUCGUGUCUCGGCAUGCCUCUCGCUAUUUGAGGAGAGCGCUCUGCGUUUUUGAGGAAGUGAGUGUGUCAGAGGGGAUCUCCGUUCCCAGUCUGUCUUACUUCAUGCGAGGCUGGGAGAGUUGGCAUUUGCACCGUGUCUAGAACUCGCCGCUGGCUCGCGGCGUAGUUUUUUCCGAAUACCGAGAAGCUUCAGCUUCGUCUUCGACUCUGACGACCCUGCUUUUGUCCACCAAGUAUCGUACCGUCGACAGUUUCGCGUCUGGAAAAGAAAGUUCGUGUGACGGAGGUGUCGCGCACUCCUGUCCUCCUUGGUCAUCUCUCAGUUCGUCUGCUCUGUCCUCUGUUGAAUCUUUUUCUUCGCGCGUUUCUCUCCGUCUCGGUGCUUCCCGUUUCUCCACUUUCCUGUUCGCCCUCCUCGUUUCCCUAUCUUGUGUCCUCUUCCGGGGACUCUCGCGUUCUCCCCGCGUUUCCUGCCGUCUCCUUUCUUCUUCGCUGCGAUGUCUCCACGCGCGUCAGCGCCGCCUGCAGGAGGGGGAGGGUCGCCUCUGCAGUUCAGCGGGGCCGUCGUCGGGAAACGAAUUGGAAUAUCUUCUGUCUCCUCGCCGGCUGCACGCUCUGCGGGCAAGCAUGGGAGAGACCCCAACAGAGGCAAGGAGCCCGAGGACGAACUGGAGCGAGAAGUGUCUCUCCUCGUCGCCAGCAUCGCCAGGCAGGCCUCCAAAGGAUAUACCGGAGAAACUUGGUACGACUUUGACCUCCCUCUCGAUCGAACAGACCCCAUUACGAUCAUCCAUUUCAAUGAUGUGUACAACAUCGAAAGCAGAUGUGAUGGAACGGGGGGCGUCUCGCGCUUCGUCACGGCUCUUCAGAGCUUCCAGCACAAACACCCUCUCAUUCUCUUUUCCGGCGACGUGUUGAAUCCGUCAGUGAUGUCGACGUACACUCGAGGACGGCACAUGGUUCCGUUUCUGAAUCUGCUGAAGAUCCACACUGCGUGCUUCGGCAACCACGACUUCGACUUCGGAAUUGACGAGCUGGAGUACGCCGUGGGCUCCUGCAGCUUUCCGUGGCUGAUUUCGAACGUAUUCGAGAAGACAGGACAGACGGCCGAGCCUGCCUUCGCGUCUCUGAAGACGAUGGAGAAGUGUGGAAGAGAAAGCGAGGACGAAGGCGUCUUCGCAGAAGACUACGUCGAAGUGCAUGGGCUGCCGCUCGCGAACGGGAUGAAGUAUCGCCUCUUCGAAUGGCAAGGCAUUCGCGUCGGAAUCAUCGGCCUCGUCGAAAAAGAGUGGCUCGACACGCUUGCCUGCAUCGACAAAGACGACGUGGUCUACGUCGACUUUGUGGAGGCAGCGAAUUGUCUGUGUCGCAUUCUCCGCCAAAAAGAGUGCGAACUCAUCAUCGCGCUCACGCACAUGCGAGCUCCGAACGACGAACGACUCGCGAAGGAGGCCGAAGACAUCGACCUCAUUCUCGGCGGCCACGAUCACGACUACUACGGGCUGCAGCGCAUCGGGAACAUUCCUGUAGUUAAGUCGGGGACUGACUUCCGAGAUUUCACUGUCAUCACCAUCCACCCCGGACAAGGCUCUCGUCUUGACGCUUCGUCUCUAGGAUCACGCUCUCCUCUCUCACGAGCAGACAGUGGUGCCCUUCCUUCAAAUGCCCACCUCGAAAGUCAACAUCCGUCUUCCUCUUCUUCCUCUUCUUCUUCCUCUUCUUCCUCUUCUUCGUACUCUUGUGGAUGCGGCGCUGAUGCGAAGGGCGAGAAGCGAGAGGCGUGCAGUUCGGGAGUGAACAUUUGCAUCAAGAAAGUUCUUUCAGAGAAGCAGCUCGCGAAAGGAGUUCCGGAGAGUCUGCCUGCGUGUCCAGGCGCUCGGGAGGUCGACGUCUGUGCGUCGACGCAUGCACCCGUCCCUUUGACUCCAGCGAUCUUGAAAGACAGUCCGAAGAACUCGAGUGGCUCUUGUUCUCCCUCUUUCGCGAGUGGGCGUGCGACGGCCGGCCUCGGGUCCCCACACUCUCCUCUCUCGCCUCCUCUCUCCAUAAGCAGUCUCCCCACGCCGCCAACGCAGAAUAAGUUCGGAUCAACAACUUUCGUCAGUGAAGAAGCUGCAAGAAGAGAAGCUGCUGUCACCGCGGAAAUGUUCAAGGGACCUUUGCUGCCGACGACCGUGGAGGGCGGAGAAGAAGUCAUGCCGUUUUUUCUGGGCGGUUCGAUCGUGGAGUGGUCGAGGGUUCGCGUCGAUCCUGAGCGCUUCGAGAAGAACAAGCACGUCGAGUUGCUGGUCAAGAAGUACGAGCAGAACUUGAAGAAGCAAAUGAAACAGAUUCUCGUCGAUGCCGCCUGCGACUUGGAAACGCGCUUCUCCGUCAUCCGAACCUCAGAGAGCAAUGUCGGCAACUGGCUCUGUGACCUCAUGCGCCGCGAGUGUCGAGCAGACAUCGCCAUUCUGAAUUCCGGGACAAUUCGCUCAGACUGCCUAUUUCCUCCGGGACCGUUCCGCUUCGGUGACUUGGCUGCGAUGCUCCCCAUGACGGACACACUAUGCGUGAUCGCCGUCCACGGAAAUGUUCUUUUGCAGGCGCUGGAGAACGCAGUGUCUCAGCUGCCUAAGACUGAGGGGCGUUUCCUGCAAGUCGCCGGCAUCCGCUUCGCGUUCAACUCCUCGAAGCCUGUCGGCCAGCGCGUCGUCCGAGAUUCUGUCAAGGUCGCGCAAGACGCCUGCGGCCGCGUCCACAGCGGCGCCGCAACCCCCGUCGGCGAAGGCAAGAAAAGCGAGAGCGACUACCUGCCUCUGGACGAAAACCGAGUGUACAGCGUCGCGACGAAAACGUACCUUGCUCAGGGUCGAGACGGCUUCCACAUGUUGAGUAAGUGCCCAGUGUUGGUAGAGGACGAGUUGUUGCCCCCGCUGCCUACGAUGGUUCGAUCUGCUCUGUCGAUGGCUGAAAUGGCAAAUGGAAUCAAGAGACCACACUCUCGAAUUACCUUCAAACGGCUCACUUCGUUCACUUCCAUGCGGAAAGACGACAUGAUCAAGGACUUUGGAUGUUGCCUCACCUCUAACUUCAACUAUGUACUCGCCCCGAAAGUCGACGGGAGAAUCGUCGACGUCGCGGCAGCCGAUCAGAAGGAGCAGACCGCCUAACCGCUCGGGAAGGAAGGGCACAAAAUCGCGGGAGAUGAGGCGCAUGAGACCUGAAAAGGCAGAGAAAGCACAGAAAAGGAAAGCAAAGAAGGCGAGGGAGAAACGCGUAACGAGGAGAAUUGAAAGCAGAGGAAAGGGAAGAAGAAGAGAGGGAGGAUAAGGAACCGACUUGGAGUCUCCUUCACCAGUGAAUUCGGGACGAGAACCUGUCGAGCUCACGGUGGCAAGAACACACGUUGCAUGUUCAUCGUUUUUCAUGCAGUCGACCGUGACAAGGUCUGCGGGACAUCGCAUGUAGUGUUGUUUCGAUUUCUGUCAGGAAGUCUGUGUUCCUCUGCUCCUCACUGCGGGCACUGUGCUCCGACAUGUAGGAGCGAGACAGCGCCCUGAGUAUUUAGGACUGCGCCACAGCAGAGGCACCGUUUAUUUUUGAUUUCCUGGAUUUCUGGAGCGGCCUGAAAGGCAAUUUUGACCAGCCGCGGCUGCCACAAACAAACACUUUCUCCCGCAGCUUCACAAGUCUGCGACAAGGACAGGGGACUUGCUGGUUUCCAACAAAAAUGCGUACAUUUAUGUACAUACAGAUGUAUAUUUAGAUACAGGCGAGUGCAUAUGUAUACGUGUGUAUAAACGUGCAUAUGUAUGUAUCUUUGUAUAUGUAGCGCAGUUACGCGAGGACGGUCACCUGUCUUCGUGUCCUCUAAGGUGGACAGAGGAGAGAAGAGCGAAUGGCCUUCACAGAAGAGAAAAGUGUUCAAGCUUUUCUUCUCUCCUUUUCCCCAGUGCACCUCCUGCGAGGCCCUCGGGUGUCUGUACACCCCACUGUCGUUCUGUCUCCCCCCUGUCCCGAGAGGCGGUGGAUUUGGAGAGGCAUCAUCUGCCAAAGUCAGGCUUUUUUGUUCUGUUAUUUUCCAGGCGCUCAUUUCACUUUCAAAAAUUCAGUUUCUUCUUCUUGUCAAUCCCCACUCUGCACGUGUCAAAAAUCACUUUUUCCGUUUUCUGCUGUUUUACCUCCGUGGUUGCGGGGAACACAGUGAUUUUUCUGCGACUCUGGAAACCGCUAACUCCAUCUGGGGGCCGAAAGAAGCAUGUAACCAUGCGAGCACUUUAACGUUUCUGCGUUUACACAGGUCUUUUAUACAUGCGUGUACGUUGGCGCACGCGUUUGUGACAUAGUCGUUUUCUUUUCUUCAAUGAGAUUCGCAUGUUAAACGUGAAUCCCCCGUCUUUCAUCUGACGGGGAGAUCCCCC
Toxoplasma gondii ME49 is the source of this 6088-nucleotide messenger RNA. RefSeq names its product 5'-nucleotidase, C-terminal domain-containing protein. The coding region runs from base 2183 to 4837 and encodes 884 amino acids. Gene Ontology annotation, molecular function: hydrolase activity. Gene Ontology annotation, biological process: nucleotide catabolic process. Lineage: Eukaryota; Apicomplexa; Conoidasida; Eucoccidiorida; Sarcocystidae. The record is from RefSeq and is a predicted model, not a curated record. The transcript is spliced from 8 exons.